UGUCAUCCUCAACAAUAGACAUAUCUGGAGACAGUCAAGCUUGGUCAAUAAACAUUGACCCCAAAAUCCAUAAUGAUGUCAAACAAGUAGUUGAAGGAGUUUUGGAACCCAAAUCCCAGUUUUCUGAUUAUUCAGAUCCGUCUUCAUUUGGAAAUCUGAAAAAAACAAUGCAAUUGGAGUUGGUGCCUCAUUCAUGUGAAGUUCAUUCUGAAAAACCAGAGGACUUAUCAUACCCUCACAAGACGAAUGUUGUCUAUGAUGUUAAUCACACAACAGACCCCGCAAUAUCCAACAUGGAAGAAUUGAAGAUGAAUGAAGACACAGAUGAUGGAUGGCAGCUACUGAACAAGCAAGAGAUUGAAAAGCCUACUGAGCAUCAAGCCAUAUCUGACUCUGAGAAACCAAUUGAGAAGAACUCAAAGCCUAAUGAUGAUGUUGGAGGAAAUCAAGUAAAGCUAACUGAAAAUGAGAUCAUCAUGGGCAUGCCAAAGCCAAUUGAGGCCAAAGAAUACUUUAAAUCGCCUCAAGAGAGUGGAGGUGAACGAAGCAUUGUAGAAAGUGGGGCUUGUAGGGUAAACCAAAAUUCUGAUGAUCCUAUUGCAUCAACUGCACAACAAGAUCUGGUGAUUGAAGAGGUCACUAUCAACUCAAGGCCAUCAUUAUCUCCAAAGUCCAUAUCAAUUCAAACUUAUGGAGUAAACCAGACUUAUGAUGAUCAUAAUGCAUCAGCUGAGCAGCAAGAGCUGGUGAUUCAAGACGUCCUGAUCAACUAUUCAUCCUCAUCUCCAAAGUCUGUGUCCAUAGAAAAGAUCCCAAUCGAUCAAAUGAUACACCUAGAUAUUUUACAAUCUCAUUUGGAGGACACAGCAAAAACUAGUACACUGGAUGAACAACCACCUCUGAAUUUAGCCCCAGAAAACUUGGAAUCAAUUCAAGAGAGUGGAGAUGAACAAAGUGUCUUACCAAGAGGAGCUUUUGGGGUGAACCAGAAUUAUGAUGAUCCCAAUGCAUCAACAGAGCAGCAAGAGUCGUCAAUUGAAGACGUCCAUAUAAACUCUUCAUCCUUAUCUCCAAAGUCUGUAUUGACAGGAAAGACCCCCAUGGAUCAAGCCUCAUCAAACUCAAAUCCAAAGAUACACGGAGAUAUUUUACAAUCUCAGUUGGAGAACACUGAAAAAGCCAGUACACUGGAUGAACAACCACCUUUGAAAUUAGCUCCAGAAAAUUUGAAAUCAAUUCAAGAGAAUGGAGACGAACAAAGUGUCAUAGCAAGUGGAGCUUCUGGGAUAUACCAUAAUUCUGAUGACCCAAAUGCGUCAGUUGCACGGACAGAAUGGGUGAUUGAAGAGGAACCAUGCAAUCCUCCAGAGAAGUCAACUGAAGAAACAAGCACUGUUGACAACUUGAAUGAACCCAAGCCUGAUGACAAGGAUGGAAACGAAAAUUCACAAUCUUAUCAAGCCAUCAAAGAUGAAUCAGAAACAUGGAUCAGUCAUACAGUUAGCACUGGCCUAUCAAAAUCAAUAGAAGACAACAAUAACAUACUUGGGACAAUGGAACCAGAGAAGUUUAUUGCAGAAGCCAGCACCAUUUACAAAGUCAAUGACCCAAUUGUCAGUGAGAAGGGAGACAACGAGAAAUUUAAGUCUGUUGAAAAAAGUGAAGGUGAGCCCCAACCCUUUAUCAAACAGGAGACCGUUUUGGAAUCCCCAGAACCAGAUGAGCCUACUGGUUCAAAACUCAUAGAAGAUUUCGAUGCGAACUCCAGAAAAUCUAGUGAAGGUGAAGCUAUUUGCGGUCCAUUAAAAUCAUUGGAGGAGAUCGAAGAUUCAAGAACCGAAGAAGAAACAGAAGAUUCAAGAAAACUACAUGAACAUGACACCAUAAUUCACCUGCCAAAGUCUGGUGAUACUACAUGUAAUUCGGAAGAAUCUCAAAAGUUGACAGAAUGUGAAGCGGUAGAUCCAUCAAAACUUGCUGUUGAAAAGGAAAAUCCGGACGUCCCUGCAACUAUUGCAGAAGAGGACCCAUCUAAUCCUGAUCUUCCAAUCAAGUCUAUCUCGGAAAGUUGAUUGAUCAUAUAUGAAUGUCACUGAUCGGCCAAUUAAAGUUGAGGGCCAUGAUAGAUUAGACGCUGUGGAGGAGUUCAAAGGUGAAUCUGGAGACUUGAUUAGAUCAGAGGAUACAUACAUUAUUUGGGAAGAUGAACUUGCCAGCUUAAGAUCACUGAGUCGUUGAAAAAUGAAACAACAUCCAAAGAGGUGGUUGCCAACCCAGAAGGCAAAUGAUGGCCAUGCAGAGAGAGCGUCGAAGCCAACUUCAUAUAUAUAUAUAGAGAGAGAGAGAGAGAGAGAGGAAGGUAGGUAACACAGAUCAUGCUGGAUUUAUUAACCAGUUUAUAGAAGUGAAGCUGAAAUGCCUCACAUUUUUUGUCGAGCUGCAUUAUCAUCAUGCCAAUUUGAAAGAGGCUUGCUUUGAGCUGAGCUGUAGAUAAACUAAUCUAGUUCAUGUAUUGGAGGUAAUUUAUUAUAGGUUUCUACUUGAAAGAACAGUUGCUAAUUUAGUACAUAUGUUAACAACUACAUGAUCUUACUCUCUCAUGUGCUAA
Juglans microcarpa x Juglans regia is the source of this 2608-nucleotide messenger RNA. RefSeq lists its product as uncharacterized. The transcript is spliced from 5 exons. The coding region runs from base 168 to 2072 and encodes 634 amino acids. The record is from RefSeq and is a predicted model, not a curated record. Lineage: Eukaryota; Viridiplantae; Streptophyta; Magnoliopsida; Fagales; Juglandaceae.